Crotalus tigris (Tiger rattlesnake) is the source of this 651-nucleotide messenger RNA. It is a transcript of the gene TMEM95, whose product is annotated as transmembrane protein 95. The record is from RefSeq and is a predicted model, not a curated record. Gene Ontology annotation, cellular component: sperm plasma membrane; acrosomal membrane. Lineage: Eukaryota; Metazoa; Chordata; Lepidosauria; Squamata; Viperidae. Gene Ontology annotation, biological process: fusion of sperm to egg plasma membrane involved in single fertilization. Bases 1 to 651 code for a protein of 216 amino acids. The transcript is spliced from 5 exons.
AUGGGGGGCGCGGAGGGCUGCCUCCACUGCGGACACGAGUUCAAGAACCUGAGGAUGCGUUUCGCCCGGCUCUGCGCCCGCCACCGAGAGCGUUUCGCCCGGGGGGGCUGCUCCAAGUACCCCUGGGGGGCAGCGGCUGUUCGGGACUUCGCCUUAGCCUCCCCCCCCUUCUCUAUUUUCUCGGCCCCAGAUGAGGCAGCGCUGGACUUGCUCCUGGAGAAAGCCCAUCGGGUGCUCCGGGUGAUCGAAAUAAAACAGAGCUUUGUGGACGUCCCGAAGUUUUGGAACUGGCUGCACGAGGUUAAGAUCCCCAGCGAGACCAGAGAAGAAAUGGGACAAAACUCACGUAACGGCGGUGGGGAUACUUUGGGUCCUGUUGUGGUCGUGAAUUGUUGUCCGUUUAUUGCAUCUCUUCUGCCAGAUGUGGCGGCCUCCCUCUUCAACUGCUCCAGCUGCCGAAGGAUGGAGAUACCCUGCUGGGACCGGAGGAUCUGCUACCCAGGUUUCAGUUCCGUUCGGAUGUUGGAAGGAAAUAGAAGGAGGCACGAAGAUUCUAGUCCUCUGCGUGCCCUCUGGCAUGCCAGCCGCAAGCGUGCAAGAGGGAGGCGACGUGGAGCCUGGGUGUGCAAGAAUCUACAUGGCUCCACAUAG